Molecule: messenger RNA, 2655 nt
Organism: Symbiodinium sp. CCMP2592
Lineage: Eukaryota; Dinophyceae; Suessiales; Symbiodiniaceae
Source: the annotation of a GenBank genome assembly
AUGGGCCGCUCCAAAGAGGGCAGCCCGGCGCACCGGCGCAGCCGGCCAGAAAACCUGGCCCUCGUCGGAGGCAAGUCUAUGACACUGCUGCCACCCUCUGGCUACCCUGCCAGAGACCCUGAUGCAGAGGAGACCGCUGCUCCGGAUUUUCGACUAAAGCCAGAGUGGGUCUACGGCUACAACGGUGGCACAGUGGCCUCAGUACACUGGAUUUCUGAGACGGAGUUCGUCUUCCCUGUCGCUGCCGUUGGUGUGGUCCAGUGCCUGGAUCCAGUUUCACAGCGCCACUUCAUAGGACACAGCACCAGGAUCACGUGCCUGGCUUACAACCCGGCGCGGAAGCUCUGCGCCAGCGGGCAGAUCACCCUGAAGGGUGGUGGAGGGCCCUUCGUCUGCCUCUGGCGGCCUGCAGAUUGCAUCCUGUUGUCCACUUUGCUUUGCGACAAGCACCAGGGGCAAAUAUGCUCGCUUUGUUUGAGCCCCAGCGGCCGAUUGCUUUUCAGCCUCGGUCGGGACAGCAGCCACACCCUGGUCUUGUGGGACAACUUCGUGCCACCCACGGACGACCCGCUCGCUCCUGCUCCCAGGGAGCUUCCGGUCGUCUUUCGGAGUCCGAUCCAGAAGGUGCCCACCGGUCAAGUGCCGGCCUUCGGUAUGUCGGCCAUGAAAACCACCGUUAAGUCCCUCUUCCACUUCGUGAUCUACGACGGAGGCCUGGAGCCACGGUUCGGUGUUCUGUUGAAGUUCUACAGCUUGAAUGCGAGCUUGGAGCUGAAGUGCAAUGCAGCAAUCUUCGGCGACCCGGCGCCGCGGCAAGUCUUGUUCUGCUCCUGGACAUCCGAUGCUCGCUGCCUUGCCUCCUGCGACAAUGGGUACCUCUACAUCUUCGAGGGCAAUGCCGCUAUCAGCAGCCAGCGCAUCAGCACUAGCGCCUUGGGCUUCUGCCUGGAGCUUUCUGACAGGCGGCUCGUGGCAGGCUCCCGGGACUCAGUUCUCCACUUCAUACCCGCUGAAGACGCUGCGAAUCGCACCUCUCGCCCCCUCCGGGAGUUGGGAGGCAGAUUAGUCUGCAGCGCUGGGGCCCUGCCCUUCGGAUCGGCUUGCGCAGGGCCAGCACUGCUGAUAGGCUCUACAAACCACCACCUGCUGCUCAUGGACCUGCCGGAGGGGAGGUUGAAGCAGGUGCUGCACGUGGGCAAUGCUGGUGAGGUGCACGCACUGGCCGUACAUCCCUCGUCAGACAUGCAGCUGUUCGCGACUGGGUCCUCGGAUGCUACUAUUCGCUUCUGGGACGCACGUGACCACUCUCCUGUAGUGGGCCGCGUACUGGAUUACACGCGCGACCAGUACUGGUGGCCAGAUGGCCCAGUCCCCAAAGACGGGAAGGGCGUCUAUGCGCUGGCCUUCUCCCCCUCUGGGAAGCAAUUCGCCCUGGGCCAUGGUGAGGGCACCAUAAGGCUCCUCACAUUUCCAGAGCUGCAAUCCAAGGCGGUCGUCUGCCAGUCGAAGCUGCGCGAGCGCAUCUCCGUCCUGGAGUUUGUGGAGGAGAAUCGGCUGGCCGCAGCAUGUUGGGAUCAGCAGAUCUACAUCUUUGAUGCACCCGGCCUAAAGUGCAUCCGAGUGCUCAAAGGCAACUCGGGCGGCAUCACGCAGCUGCAGGUCAGCUCGGACAGAGCCUUUGUCAUGAGCAAUGCCAAGGAUGGGCAGGUCCUGUUCUUUGACAUCCGAACGGGGGAGCGCGUUGCUGCCCCAGCGAUCCGAAACCAAAGCUGGAGGCGCUGGACCUGCCCGGCAGGUUGGGCGACGACCGGUGUCUGGGCCGCAAACCGACAUUUCUGCGCUCCGGACGUGAAAUCCUGCACGAGCCUUCGAUCCCUCACCGCCCUCGCAGCUGCAGGUGAGGUUCCGAACACCGGCACUGCGGCGGCAGCUCUCAGCAAGGAGCUGCUGGUCUUCGGCGACACCUCCCACUCCGUGCAGCUCUACAGCUAUCCGGCCCUGGAGGGCCAAGGCCACCACAGCUUCGACGGACACGCCGGCUUUGUGACCACCAUGGUGCCGCUGCCCAAGGGAGGCGACCCACCCGAGGAGCAGCUGAUCACGGCGGGGGGAGACGACCACGCAAUCAUGCAGUGGAGUGUGGGUCCUCAAACUGACGCGCCGCUUUGGCUGCGCUCCAGGGCGUGGAGGGAGGUUGUCGCCAAGCAGGAUCGCAAGAACUUGAGCCGGAUCCCGACCAUCGACCGGAGGGUCCUCGCUCCCGGAGAAGCGACGAGGACGCCUUGGGCGCGGCCGGAGGAGGACCGCUAUCAGCCGGCCGAGUCUGUGCCCAGAGGUGCCUUGGAAGGCUUGCCGCCUUUCGCCCUGCAUCACGACCAGGAGCCUCUGCAGCACAAGCGCGGUCACAGGCCCCGAGGCAUGGAUGGAUCCCUGGAGGGUCGGGGGUCCGCGGGCCUUACCACGCAUGCAAAGGACAACCACUCUUCGCUUCGGCGGCCCACGACAGCAGCCGCAGAAGGCACCGGCGUUUCCACGGAGGCCGCAGAUUCGCGCACGAGGAGACGCGGCGCUAACCGCGACGACCACACAAAGAGUUCGCUAUGGCAGGACAAAGGGCCUGCGAAGCCGCCUUCGGGGCGGCGGCCGAGUCAAUGA